GAGCAGUCUUGGCUUGGACGUACUAUUAGACUAAGGAUGUUUGCGAUCUAUCGGGACGCUUCGUAUUUUCAUUUAGUGAUAAUGGUGUAACUUCAUUUUAACUUUUUUGUGACUUUCCAGUCUUCCAAUUUAAGUGCUCCUUAGGCUCAUUAAUCUUAAAUGUAAAGUCAAGGGAAUCAGUCUUCCAUUCUCGUAGCCUUUGGUUUAAAAUUGUCUAUCGUCAUAUCCAAUCUUAUUAUGUCAUAUCCUUCAUCUGAGCUUUUCCAGCGGGUUUGGCAAGAGGCAAUACGCGUUGUAUUGCUCCAACACCAGGUGACUGAUCAUUUUCAUGAUCCGGUUAUCCACCAACCGGGAAUAACGAGCAAAGGAUUGGUUAAUCCCAUUAGUGGUUUAAUAAAAUGUCCCUGUCUCAUGACACAUGCACUUCUCUUUCCUGGCGGUUCCGUAAAAAAGCGCAAACGAAAACGACGUAAAAAACGUAGACAGAUAAAUUGUAACGAGAAAGUUUCGAUUGUUCGUUCAGUUCGUGUCCGGGAAACUCACCAGAUUGCUGCUGCUCAAGAAGAGAAGAACCGUAGUCUUCGCCAGGCAUUUGGAAUUAGCGAAUAUUUCGUUGAAGGAAGCAGUUUGGAUCCUAACCGCAAAGUGCGCGAAUCUGCCGCGAAACAAGCAGCUGAGCAAAAGACGUACACCAUCGUUCGCACUCCAAGUCCAGAGCCCCAGGAAGAAUCCCAGGUUACCGAAGUUGCUUCUGUUGCACCGCCUAAGUCCAAAAAAAGCAAGAAAUCGAAGAGCAAAAAAAGUAAGAAGAGUAAGAAGAAAGUGGAUUCAGAAUCAGAUGAUGAAGAAGGUCAAGAAGAACCUAAAGAGAAAAUCAAAUCGCGAAAAUCUCUUGAUUCUUCUGAUACCAGAAAAUCCGAUUCCAAACACAACGAUCGCCCUGUAAGUCGUACAGAAUCUUCGAAGCCAUCACGCCAUCGUCAUGACACUCCAAGUCCUCCUCGUCGGCGCGCAGGGGACGAAUCACAAAAUCGUAAGCGCCGUGCAAGUUCAGAAAAGGAAGAAGAGAAUCCCAGUCGAGGUAGACGGGAUGAAGUUGAAAGAAAGAAAACUAGAGAAGAUGCCCAGUAUAAUGACGAAAAAAGGGAUAGUUCCAGCAGUAGGAGGGAAAGUCGUUAUGCCCGUUCUUCUUACAGAUCGCCGGAAAGAAGCAACAGAAAUGAUUCACGAAGUGAUAGAGACCGCCGCGAUAAUUACCAUUACUCCACACGUCGCGAAGAUAGCAAUCGACCCGAUAUGUCAAGGAGUGGGCACAAAGAAGUCGAAAGAAAACAAGACGAGAAAGAGAAUCGUGAAGUUCAAGGACGCGCACAGUCGAAACCGUACGUCACAGAAGAUCGCGGUCGUCGGGAAACUGAAAGGCCUUCCGACUUGGUAGCGAACAAAGCAAUGGACGAGCCGGUGCAGUUAAUUGAGAAAGUUGCAACUUCGAAACCAGAGGAACCAUCCGUUGUGGAGCAAAAAAAGAAAGAGAUGACUACCAGUCAACAAACGGAAAAAAUGAAAGCUGAUUUAGCCAAACUAGGAUCAUUCAUCGACCAAAUUGGACGAUCGAAGAAGAAAAAGUCUCGACAUGAUUCAAGUCGAUCGUCAUCUUCUUCCAGUUCAUCGUCAAGCUCUGACUCGUCCGACUCGGAUGAUACUUCUUCUUCUGACUCGGAUUCUUCUUCUUCGUCCUCAUCGUCGUCGUCAUCCUCUUAUUCAUCCUCAUCGUCGUCAACACCGUCAAAAAAUUCUGCUCCUCGUUCCAAAGAUAAACGUUCACCAUCUCCCCCACGUCGAUCAGGUUCGCCCAGCUGGAAGGACCGUAGGCGUAUCACCAGUGCCAGGAAAAAACCAGUUCCGUACCAAAGGUGUGCACCUGUGUGGAGUACGUCUAGCUCAACAGAAAGCAUAGACUCUUCCUGGAGAAGCAAUUCUAGUUCAUCCAGUGGGCGCUUCCGGCGAUCUUCAAGUCGUUCGUUCACUCGUUCAAUUAGCCGUUCUUGUUCUCGUUCUCGCUCUCGUUCUAGUUCACCGAGUCAAAGACAAGAGCAUUAUCGUUACAGAUCUCGUUCGUACUCCUCUAGCGACAGUUCUUCUCUGUUCAGUGUAUCCUCCCAUUCUACCGUUUUUGACCGAUCUCCCAGCAUUCUCAGCUGUUAUUCUGUCAGCAGCACAUCUAGUCAUCAUUCGAGUACAAUCUAUCGUCAGCGUUCAGUUCAAACAUAGUCAACUAAUCAACUCAUACUACUCAAUUCACGUAUCUCUGAACGGAGUCUGAAUCUCACACGCUUACUUAAUAGUGUUGCUUUCGGUGGUCAACCAUGGAAACCAAAGUCUUUCCCACUAACGUCAUGCAGACAGCUACCAUACUGUCUUGAUAUACCUUUUGUAUUAUUUCAUUAAAACCAAUGGAUCUUGUUUCACAUGAAUUUUUAUAACGAAGUGUCGGGUUGUAUUCCAGGGUUGCUUAUAAAGCUUCCUGGACGCUCAGCGUUCACACUAUUGGAUAAUAUGUAUUUGUAGAGCGUUCACUCAGUUCAUUGCAACACUAUUAACAGAUUGGUUGUAUUGCGAUGCUUGACUCUUUGCAAAAGUAAGUUUGUUGUUGCAUGCUGCAUAGCAUUUUUGUUUUCGAGAAUUUUUGUAUCAAUGUAAUCUGUCUGGUUAUGUGCGCUUUUGCAUGAAUCCUUUGAUCUUAUUGUAAUUUUAGUCCCCACAACUAAUGAUCUCCGAUUACUUUUCCAAUUAUUACCACAUUCCUGAUACUCCAUCCUUACGCUUUUUCAAUUAUUUUGGAAGGCAAUGAACAUGCAAUACUAUGAUGAUCUAACCACCAUUUCCACAUAGGCUGUUUUUCUAACUGUCUUCACAUUUAAAGUGAAUUAAUGCUAAUUCCGUUAUCGUUUGUGGCGUUCUGUUUGUGGCUUUAUAUGGUGUCAUUGCAUUUUAUAGAAGGUGAAUACAUUAACUGAAAAAUU
Molecule: messenger RNA, 3023 nt
Organism: Daphnia carinata
Lineage: Eukaryota; Metazoa; Arthropoda; Branchiopoda; Diplostraca; Daphniidae
Exons: 4
Coding region: 238-2271 (677 amino acids)
Source: RefSeq, a predicted model, not a curated record